CGGAGCCGAGUUGGUGUUUGGCCGCUACUCUUUCGCCACGACGGUGGCUUUUGCGCGGACUCUGACAUACACAAUAGCGGUAGAAAUACACCUUCUCACAGUUUUUGAAUGACUACACUGGUGCAUGGUGGAACACGGGGCACUUAGAUCGGGGACUUUUCUAUGGGGUGCCAGUUCUACAGAUAUCCUGCCAAAGAAGAUGAAGAAAAACAGAGAAAGAUUCUGCAGCAGAGAGAGGGAAUUUGUGUAUAAAUUCAAAAUAGGAAGUCAGUGCUUAGAACUGAGGGUGCCGCUCAAAUUUCCUGUUCAGGAGAAUGUCAGCUCCUUACAUGGGCGCCUGAUGCUGCUGCACAGCUUGCCAUGCUUUAUAGAAAAAGACUUAAAAGAAGCUCUGAGCCAGUUUAUAGAAGGAGAAUCCCUCAGAGAUUAUGAUAGAGAGGCUGAAGCAUCGCUGGAAGCUGUGAAAUCAGGUGAAGUAGAUUUACAUCAUCUGGCAAGUACAUGGGCCAAAGCUUACGCUGAGACCACAUUAGAGCAUGCAAGGCCUGAAGAGCCCAGCUGGGAUGAAGAUUUUGCAGAUGUGUACCAUGACCUAAUUCAUUCUCCUGCCUCUGAAACGCUCCUAAAUUUGGAACAUAAUUACUUUGUUAGUAUCUCAGAACUGAUUGGUGAAAGAGAUGUGGAGCUGAAAAAAUUACGAGAGAGACAGGGUAUUGAAAUGGAAAAAGUGAUGCAGGAGUUGGGAAAAUCACUGACAGAUCAAGAUGUAAAUUCACUGGCUGCUCAGCAUUUUGAAUCCCAACAAGACUUAGAAAAUAAAUGGUCAAAUGAAUUAAAACAAUCGACUGCCAUCCAAAAACAAGAGUAUCAGGAAUGGGUGAUAAAACUUCAUCAGGACCUAAAAAACCCCAACAACAGUUCCCUCAGUGAAGAAAUUAAAGUUCAACCAAGUCAGUUCAGAGAAUCAGUAGAACCAAAUGGAAGGAUUUAUGAGGAACAGAGAAAGUUAGAAGAAAGUUUUACCAUUCACUUAGGAGCUCAGUUGAAGACCAUGCAUAAUUUGAGAUUGCUGAGAGCAGACAUGCUGGAUUUCUGUAAGCACAAAAGAAAUCAUCGAAGUGGUGUGAAGCUCCAUCGACUCCAGACAGCUCUGUCACUUUAUUCCACAUCUCUCUGUGGCCUGGUUUUACUAGUAGAUAAUAGAAUUAAUUCAUAUAGUGGUAUUAAAAGAGAUUUUGCCACAGUUUGCCAAGAGUGCACUGACUUUCAUUUUCCCCGAAUUGAAGAGCAACUGGAAGUUGUCCAGCAGGUGGUACUUUAUGCUAGAACCCAGCGCAGGAGUAAGUUGAAAGAACCACAUGAUUCUGGAAACCGAAAUGGAGGAAGUGAAGAUAAGUCUAAAAAUGCUGAUAGAAACUAUUUAAAUAUUUUACCUGGAGAAUUUUACAUUACACGGCAUUCUAAUCUCUCAGAAAUCCAUGUUGCUUUUCAUCUUUGUGUGGAUGACAAUGUGAAAUGUGGAAACAUCACUGCUCGCGAUCCUGCCAUUAUGGGACUCCGAAACAUCCUCAAGGUUUGCUGCACCCACGACAUCACAACAAUAAGUAUUCCUCUCUUGCUCGUGCAUGAUAUGUCAGAGGAAAUGACUAUACCAUGGUGCUUAAAGAGAGCAGAACUUGUGUUUAAGUGUGUCAAAGGUUUCAUGAUGGAAAUGGCUUCAUGGGACGGCGGAAUUUCUAGGACAGUGCAAUUUCUGGUACCACAGAGUAUUUCUGAAGAAAUGUUUUACCAACUUAGUAACAUGCUUCCCCAGAUCUUCCGAGUAUCAUCAACACUUACUCUGACAUCCAAGCACUAAACCCUUAUAUAUCACCAUGCUGGCAGAAGAGGACUGUUAACCUCUCCAGGAACUUGAGCUCUGCUGGGAUUCCGUCAAGCAAAGAUGCCCAGAAAGAGAACUUGCGACCCAAGCCACCAAUCAAAUCAUGAUAGAUGUCUGUUAAACAUUCCAAAGACUCAUCUACCGUACAGGCUGAUGAUCAGCCCCUGAUGUAAACAUUUAUUGUUAAAGUCUCUAUGAAAAAAAAAAAUGUCUUUUCCUGUUGUUGUAUCCUAUCUGUGAAUAUUAGUAGGUUUAAACUUCCUGUAUCUCGUGCAAGGACACUUGAUGUAGGAGAGUGUUCACUGCAUUUUCAUAAAGACAUUUGUCUUUUCCCAAAGGUCUGAAUCAUAUCAGGUACAAGACUUAAUUAAGCAUACAAAUAAAAUCUUUCCUCUAUCUUAUUUGUCAAGUGAAAAUUAAAAAGCACUGAAAUACACAUUACA
Messenger RNA from Myotis daubentonii (Daubenton's bat), 2325 nucleotides. It is a transcript of the gene FERRY3, whose product is annotated as FERRY endosomal RAB5 effector complex subunit 3. Gene Ontology annotation, cellular component: cytoplasm. Gene Ontology annotation, biological process: regulation of mast cell degranulation. NCBI's taxonomy places the organism in Eukaryota, Metazoa, Chordata, Mammalia, Chiroptera, Vespertilionidae. The record is from RefSeq and is a predicted model, not a curated record.